AUGAAGGUGACAGCGUUCGUCCUCGCCGCCGCGGCCCUCGCGUCGUCGGCGUGCGCCCAAUACGUCAAGACCCCCGUCAUGCCUCGCUUCGCCUCUCAGAAGACCAUCAGGCAGGCGACCAACCACUCCAGCGACGCCUGGCCCUACGGCCCCUUCAGCACCCGCGGUCGUGACAUCGUCAACAACCGCGGCGAGGUCGUCAAGUGGGCGGGCGUCAACUGGCCCAUGAGCGGCGAGACCAUGGUCCCCGAGGGCCUGGAAUGGGCCUCGGUCGACAAGAUUCUCGACGAUGUCGCCAGCGUCGGCUUCAACUACAUCCGCAUGGGCUACGCCAUCGAAAUGGUCGACCAGAUCUACGACCGCGAGGGCGAGGACGUCCCCCUCGAGGUCGCCAUGAUCACCGCCCUGGGCUACGUCAACGGCACGAGGGUCACCAACGAGAUCAUCCGCCACAACCCGUCCUGGACGCGCGAGACGACCCGCUUCGAGAUCUGGUCCGACAUCGCCGCCGCCGCCCUCGACCGCGGCAUCUUCAUCUCCCCGGACGUCCACGUCCACAAGGCCAUGUGGUGCUGCUCCCACACGGACGGCAACGCCUGGUUCGACGACGUCCACGUCAACUCGACCCACUGGCGCCGCGGCCUCUCCUACGUCGCCAACUGGGCCCGCGCCCACCCCAACAUCGUCUCCCUCUCCCUCCGCAACGAGGUCCGCGAGUCCUGGAACAACACCGCCCUCUACUACAACUGGGACACCCUCGUCGGCAACUUCUCCGCCGGCGCCGACGCCAUCCACGACGCCAACCCGGACGUCCUCAUCCUCUGGGGCGGCAUGCAGUACGGCCAGGACCUGUCCGCGCUCACGAGCGGCGCCAACUACCUCGCCGCGCCCUGCUACAAGUGCACCGCCAUCCGCGACGCCGCCCGCCGCGAGCCCAAGGUCUUCGACGUCGACGCCCACGCCUGGGCCGACAAGCUCGUCUGGGAGCUGCACCUGUACAAGAUGAGCGAGGACGUCGACACCGGCACGUGCCCCAUCAUCGAGGCCGGCCUGUACCGCAACGGCUUCAACGCCCUGGGCAUCGAGAAGCCCGCGGCGUGCAACACCACGGGCGUGGACUGUCCGAAGGCGAGCCGGCUGACGCCCGUCAUCUUCUCCGAGUUCGGCAACGGCCAGGAUGAGACGCUCCGGAACGACACCCUGCAGGUCUGCCUGCGGGAGUACACCGUCAAGCACGGCGUCAGCUGGAUGGUCUGGGGCUUGGCGGGCAGCUACCGCGUAAGGUCCGGUGCUCAGGGUGUCCCUGACGGCUGGGGAUUGACCAACUACGAGUGGAACGGGUGGAAUGAUCCUGCCACCAUUGAGGAUAUUUGGAAGCCUUGGGUGAAGGCUAUGAAUGUUACGAAGAAGGCUUGA
Messenger RNA from Colletotrichum karsti, 1416 nucleotides. RefSeq names its product beta-1, 6-galactanase. The transcript has 2 exons. The record is from RefSeq and is a predicted model, not a curated record. NCBI's taxonomy places the organism in Eukaryota, Fungi, Ascomycota, Sordariomycetes, Glomerellales, Glomerellaceae. Bases 1 to 1416 code for a protein of 471 amino acids.